UCGCCCUUCGCGCAGCUCGGGCGCUCCCCGGUCGCCGGUAUUAGAGGCGGUGUGGGACUCCGUGUCCAGUGAUGGAAGAGCUGAGUACGGCUAUCCGUGCCCUGUCAGACAGGUUCACUGUGAUUGAGGCGUCAGUGAGUGCAAUCAACGACCGCCUUGAAGAGCCCAACGCCGGUCGUCGGCACGUGGCUCAGCCAGAACAGGCUAUUGAGCCGACUGAACCCGUGAGUACAGAGGGGUUCGAUUUUGGAUCCUACAGUGAUCUCCAGGCAGAACUAAAGACUGUUCGUGAAGGAGUGGCCAAGAUCAAGUUACCGCAGGACUUGGUCGUUGGAGAUUCCCGCGCCGGCGUGGGGAAGAACGACCUGCCGCGUUUUCAAGUGAUUCAAAGGUGCGCGAGGUUCCAGGAAACCGUUCUUAAGGUUUUGUCAACCGCUUCUGCUACGGAUCCUGUGAUAAACCAACUCACUAUAGUCGCGUUAGCCCAAACCCGUUACUUACAAGAAGAAUAUACCAACUUGCUUGUCUCAAAUCAGUUCGACGAUACGACCGCUCAGCUUUUCAAGACUCUGCAACAAAACCCGGCGGCUUUCCCGCCGGGCGCGGUGGAAAACCUUCAGCGGGCGGUGACGAUCGCCGGGGCGCGGCAGCAGUCACGCCAGGUCAGUCACGUGCCCGACCGUGCCCGCUGGCGCGGUCCGCCGCCGGCGGCCGCGCGGUUCGGCGCGGGCCCAGCGUCGGCUGAUUGGAGGAGCCGCGGUCGACCCGGCCCGGGCUACCCGCAGCCGUCACGUGACCUGUCCCGGCCCGGUCAGCUGCAGCACGGAGCGGGGCCGGGGCCGCACGCCGCUGAGUGACGGGAACCAUGGUGCUUCGGCCGGCGGCCUGGUCGGAUAUCGGCGCGUCUGAUGUGAUCGAGCCACAAUAUCGCAAGUAUUUAGGGUUUCAGUACGGUGGUUCUUGGUCAUCCUGGGAGGCUCGGCUCCUGUGGUCGCCAGGAGCGAGAGAGGACCUGUCGUGGUGGGUGUCCUCCCUCGACGGCUGGAACGGCAGGCUGCUGGUGCCGCCGGCUGUCUGCGAGCUGCAGCUCUUCACCGACGCGUCGGGCUCCGGCUGGGGGGCCGUUCUCUCCACGCCCAGCUGUCAGCUGGCGUCCGGAUUCUGGGAUCAGCUGCUGGACCGGAUGUUCGGGCCGCACACGGUGGACCGCUUCGCGGCGGUUGGCACGGCCCUGUUGCCUACCUACAACAGUCGGUUCGCGGACCCAUGCUCGUCAGGAGUGGACGCGCUGGGGCAGACGGACUGGGGCGCCGAGAACAAUUGGGUAAACCCGCCGUUUCGCCUGAUCCCGAGGGUUCUCGACGUCAUCGAGGCGCAACGUGCCGACGCGACGCUGAUCGCGCCGAUGUGGCCAGGCCAGCCGUGGAUGGCACGCCUCCGACGGCUGUGCACGGCACCGCCGAUCCGGCUGCCGCCGGUGACACGUUCGUGUCUCCCUCUAUCGGAGCAGCAGCGGAUCGAGCCACAUCAGAACCGCAGGUGGACGCUGUGCGCCUGGAGAAUCUCUGGUGCACACGGCUAGAGGCACGAGGAUGGUCGCGAGCCGCUAGCAACUAUUUACGGGUGAGCUUGGCGAGCAGCACACUCGCAACGUAUGACCGAUACAUUCGUGAUUUCUUUGUUUUCUGCGGUGCUCGUGGAGUAUCGUUUCCGCCAGAUGAUUCCGCUGUGCUGGCUGAUUUCUUCAUGCACCGGUGCGGGUCGUCGGACCGGCCGCACUCCACCGUUCGGUGUGUUUCUGCGGCCAUUUCAGCUUUGUAUGAAGCGUUCGGAGCGGAUAACCCUGCUAGGGAUCCGUUCAUUGUGAGUCUCCUGCAGGCCAUCGUUAAAGGGACACUCCCACCUUAA
Amphibalanus amphitrite is the source of this 1908-nucleotide messenger RNA. RefSeq lists its product as uncharacterized. The record is from RefSeq and is a predicted model, not a curated record. The transcript is spliced from 4 exons. NCBI's taxonomy places the organism in Eukaryota, Metazoa, Arthropoda, Thecostraca, Balanomorpha, Balanidae. The coding region runs from base 866 to 1582 and encodes 238 amino acids.